UCGGGCGAGAUGAGAAAGAGAUAAUAUCAUAGAUAAUAGGCGCCAUUCUCACUUUUUUCCCGCGAAAAAAGCGUCUAUUUCCCGGGAAAUUUCUGGGGGCUUCUCAUUUCAUCAAAUCGAAGGAAGAAGAAGAAGAAUAAGGGGGAAAGAGAAAAGGGUUUGGUUAGGUUUGAUUAUUAUGGACGAAUCGUUCACUCCACCUCCUCCAAUGUCCUCUUCCCAGCACAACCAUGUCAAACGAAUGCUAAAUUCCAAUCGCUUCAAAUCACCUUCCAAAACAAUCUACUCCGACCGCUUCAUACCCAGCAGAUCCGCUUCCAAUUUCGCUCUGUUUAACCUAUCGCCGUACACGGAGGACGGUUGUAGUUGCAGCCCCUAUGGCAGUGCGCUGCGGAGUGCCUUGUUUGGACCUUCCACACCCAACAAAUUCGAAAGCCCUAAUAUAUUUCGUUUCAAAUCGGAGACUCGACAGUCCAUGCACUCUCUUUCUCUCACUCCUUUUACUUCCCAAGAUGUCCUUCUUCCUGGCUAUGACUACAAUCAUAAGCCUCUUAAGCGCCCUCGAAAGAUUCCUCCCUCGUCUUUUAAGGUUCUAGAUGCGCCGGCUCUGCAAGACGAUUUUUAUCUGAAUCUCGUGGAUUGGUCCUCCAGCAAUGUCUUGGCUGUGGCUCUGGAAAACUCUGUUUAUUUGUGGAAUGCUUCUAGCAGUAAGGUAACUAAGCUAUGCGAUUUGGGGGUUGACGACUCCGUUUGUUCAGUUGGCUGGGCUCCGCUUGGCACCUACUUGGCUGUCGGAUCAAACAGUGGAAAAGUCCAGAUUUGGGAUGUAACUCAAGGCAAGUCUAUAAGAACUAUGGAGGGACAUCGAUUACGUGUUGGGACCUUGGCCUGGAGUUCAUCUCUUUUGUCUUCUGGUAGCCGGGAUAAAAGCAUUUACCAGCGGGACAUUCGUGUACAGGAGGAUUUUGUCAGUAAACUGUCUGGGCAUAAAUCAGAGGUUUGUGGACUGAAGUGGUCUUACGAUAACCGUGAGUUAGCAUCAGGUGGAAAUGACAACAAGCUACUUGUUUGGAAUCAAAACUCCACCCAGCCCAUCCUGAAGUUCUGUGAGCAUACAGCAGCUGUUAAAGCUAUUGCGUGGUCUCCUCAUACAAAUGGACUUCUUGCAUCUGGAGGAGGUACUGCAGACCGAAGCAUUCGUUUCUGGAGUACAACCACAAACUCACAGUUAAACUGCAUCGACACUGGAAGUCAGGUUUGUAAUCUUGUCUGGUCUAAAAAUGUAAAUGAAUUGGUGAGCACGCACGGCUACUCCCAGAAUCAGAUAAUGGUUUGGAAGUAUCCCACCAUGUCAAAGCUGGCAACUCUUACAGGCCAUACUUACAGAGUUCUUUAUCUUUCCAUUUCUCCUGAUGGACAGACUAUUGUCACUGGAGCUGGAGAUGAAACCCUAAGAUUUUGGAAUGUAUUCCCUUCGCGGAAAUCACAGAAUACUGAGAGUGAAAUUGGAGCAUCAUCUUUUGGAAGAUCUAUCAUAAGGUGACUUCAACUUGCAUAUAUAUAUAUAUAUAUAUAUAUAUAUAUAUAUAUAUAUAUAUAUAUAUAUAUAUAUAUAUAUAUAUAUAUAUAUAGCACAAGUGGCUGAAUGAAAUUCCAGAACAGCAAGAAUACCGUAGCGGUGGAAAAUUGUAUGUAGAAGACAUCUACUAAUUGUGAAAGCCUUAGGGAGCCAUGAAUUUACAAAUAUGGCUGCCACUGGUGGAAGUCCCUGUCCUUCAUGAAUUACCUUUAGAUUUAUCUGUACAUGUUUGUUGAGGGGAGUUGAAGCCAAGUUUUGUUUUCUCCAUUUUUUGUGUUCUUUCCUGUAAUGCACCUUGCAUUACAUUGAUAAAUUAAGAAUAGAAGCAUGUUUUCCAUGUAAUGGAACAGCUUUUGUAUAUAAAAGUAUACUUCCCUCGGAUGGUGUUUGUUUGUACAAGGGUGGUAUCCCCUCAAAUUAAGGCCAAAAUUUCAAUGA
Molecule: messenger RNA, 2017 nt
Organism: Vigna radiata var. radiata (mung bean)
Lineage: Eukaryota; Viridiplantae; Streptophyta; Magnoliopsida; Fabales; Fabaceae
Product: protein FIZZY-RELATED 1
Exons: 10
Coding region: 179-1543 (454 amino acids)
Biological process (GO): positive regulation of ubiquitin protein ligase activity; positive regulation of anaphase-promoting complex-dependent catabolic process; anaphase-promoting complex-dependent catabolic process
Cellular component (GO): anaphase-promoting complex
Molecular function (GO): ubiquitin ligase activator activity; protein binding; anaphase-promoting complex binding
Source: RefSeq, a predicted model, not a curated record